GGGAACCGGGGACCGAGUCACUGCCGCAGCCCCUAUCGGGGAGCAGCCGGCAGGAAGGGGGCCGCCGGCCGGGGAGGGGGCCACACCAUGCCCAAAGUCUUCCUGGUGAAGAGGAGGAGCCCGGGGGUCUCUGUCCGCAGCUGGGAUGAGCUCCCGGAUGAGGAAAGGGCAGACACCUACAUCCCAGUGGGCCUGGGCCGUCUGCUCCACGACCCCCCCGAGGACUGCCGCAGCGACGGCGGCAGUAGCAGCAGCGGCGGCAGCAGCAGCGCGGGGGAGCCUGGAGGCGCCGAGAGCAGCUCGUCCCCGCGCGCCCCCGAGCGCGAAAUCCCGGAGCCUGGCGACGCAGAGGGCCCGGGUGGACACCUGGCGGCGAUGCAGCGCCCAGUCGCUAGGUCGAAAAUCAAGUUCACCACAGGCACAUGCAGCGACCCGGCGGUUCACAGCUGUGAGCUGUGUGGCAAGGGCUUCCGCCUGCAGCGCAUGCUCAACCGCCACCUCAAGUGCCACAACCAGGUGAAGAGACACCUGUGCACCUUCUGUGGCAAGGGCUUCAACGACACCUUUGACCUGAAGAGGCACGUCCGCACGCAUACAGGCAUUCGCCCCUACAAAUGUGACAUCUGCAACAAAGCCUUCACCCAGCGCUGCUCCUUGGAGUCCCACCUGAAGAAAAUCCACGGGGUGCAGCAACAGUACGCCUACAAGCAACGCCGGGACAAGCUCUACGUCUGUGAGGAUUGUGGCUACACGGGCCCCACCCAGGAGGACCUGUACCUGCACGUGAACAGUGCCCACCCGGGCAGCGCCUUUCUCAAAAAGACAUCCAAAAAACUAGCGGCUCUUUUGCAAGCCAAGCUGACGUCCACACUCCAGGGGAAUGUCACCCUGAGCGAGGAAGAGGAGAAGUGAGGAGGUGCAGGAGGAGGAGCAGGGAGAGACGCUCGAGCUGCCACGCUUACGGGGAUUUUUGGUUUUGGAGGGGUCCCCCGCCCCACUGGGCUCAGUUCAUCCCUCUGCCCUCCCGGGGCCACGGCAGGGGAUCUGUUCCAAGGUUGUCAAUGAUGAUAGUGGUGUCCAGCCCCCUGUAACCCACGUCCUGUUGAACAGUCACAUUAACAAAAGUUCGUGGAUGGCCACGAUCGCCGUGCGGUAUUUUUCUUUUUUCCUGUUUUUUUUUUUAAACGAUUUUCACAUGUGGAGGCAGAGGUGUUCUUAGACUAUCAUUUUAUGGUGCCUUGAAAUAAAAGUCCUUCCACCUGAAAUGCUA
Lynx canadensis (Canada lynx) is the source of this 1270-nucleotide messenger RNA. RefSeq names its product ovo like zinc finger 2 (gene OVOL2). The record is from RefSeq and is a predicted model, not a curated record. Lineage: Eukaryota; Metazoa; Chordata; Mammalia; Carnivora; Felidae. Gene Ontology annotation, molecular function: RNA polymerase II cis-regulatory region sequence-specific DNA binding; DNA-binding transcription factor activity, RNA polymerase II-specific. Gene Ontology annotation, cellular component: nucleus. The transcript is spliced from 4 exons. Gene Ontology annotation, biological process: epidermal cell differentiation; regulation of transcription by RNA polymerase II. Bases 88 to 912 code for a protein of 274 amino acids.